This is a messenger RNA of Amyelois transitella, 6694 nucleotides long. Its product is annotated as myosin-11. Gene Ontology annotation, cellular component: cytoskeleton of presynaptic active zone. The transcript is spliced from 21 exons. Gene Ontology annotation, molecular function: structural constituent of presynaptic active zone. The coding region runs from base 145 to 6432 and encodes 2095 amino acids. The record is from RefSeq and is a predicted model, not a curated record. Gene Ontology annotation, biological process: regulation of synaptic plasticity; maintenance of presynaptic active zone structure; neuromuscular synaptic transmission. Lineage: Eukaryota; Metazoa; Arthropoda; Insecta; Lepidoptera; Pyralidae.
CCCGAAGACGACUAUUAUGACAGACGACGAGAACCGGCCCCACUAUUCCUUGGCGAACUGCAAUCACAAAAUACCGAGCUCCAAAGGGAGUUGGGGAACCUUAAAAAGGAACUGGAAUUGACCAAUCAGAAACUGGGCUCUAGCAUGCACAGCAUAAAGACCUUUUGGAGCCCAGAGCUGAAGAAGGAGCGCGCGAUGAGAAAGGAGGAGUGUGCGAAGUAUAGCCUUAUUAAUGACCAACUGAAGCUGCUCAAUCAGGAAAACCAGAAACAAGCAAUGCUCGUCCGACAGCUGGAAGAGGAACUAAGACUGCGCUUACGACAACCAGCGCCAGAGCUCCAGCAGCAAAUGGAACAGCUGUUUGCUGAAAACGAACACCUGCAGAGGGAGAUAGCGAUAUUGAGGGAUACCAUAAAGGAACUAGAACUGCGAAUAGAGACGCAAAAGCAGACGUUACAAGCGAGGGACGAAAGCAUCAAAAAGUUACUGGAAAUGCUGCAAAAUAAGGGAAUGGGCAAAGAAGAAGAAAGGCAAAUGUUCCAACAAAUGCAGGCGAUGGCACAAAAACAGGAGCUCAAGGCGACGGCGGACACGCUGCGGGCGCUGCAGACGCAGCUGGAGCGCGCGCUGGCCGCGGCCGGGCUGCCCGGGGGCAGCGCGGGCGCCACGCUCACGGCCGUGCUGGAGACUAAGGAAGCGCGCAUCGCCACGCUGGAGCGGCAGGUCGCGUUGCUCGAAGGCGAGCUGGCUGCGCUCGUGUCGCCGCCGCCGCCCUCGCUCGCGCCCUCCCACACCUCGCUUUUCGAUAAAGCCGAACCUCCCUUCAAGAGACAAUUGGACGAGUUCCGGUUGGAGAUUCAGCGUCGGGACCAGGAGAUCCUGGCGAUGGCUGCGAAGAUGAAAGCCCUGGAGGAGCAGCAUCAAGACUACCAGAGGCACAUAGCUGUCCUGAAGGAGUCACUCUGCGCGAAGGAGGAACACUACAGCAUGCUGCAGACAGAUGUUGAGGAACUAAAAGCCCGUUUAGAUGAGAAAAGUAGGCUUGUAGAGAAGAAGACCGCGGCCGCCUUGGCAGCUGCGCACGAGUUGGCUGAGUUGAGAGACCAUUCCGAAAUCAAGGAUAGAAAAAUCAAUGUACUACAAAGAAAGAUCGAAAAUCUCGAAGACCUGUUGAAAGAAAAAGAUAAUCAAGUUGAUAUGGCCAGAGCAAGAUUAAAUGCAAUGCAGGCCCAUCAUUGUUCCUCUGAAGGCGCACUUUCCUCUCUAGAAGAAGUAAUCGGUGAUAAGGAAAAGCAAAUCCAACAGUUGAGAGAGCAAAGAGACAGAGCUGAACAUGAGAAGAACGAAGAGAGAGAGCUUCAUGAAAGAGAAAUAGCUGAAUACAAAAUGAAAUUACACGCACUUGAGAGUGAAGUGGAAAAACUGGGCGCUAGACUUGAAAGAGCACAAGCUGAGAAAGACAGACUCGAAGCUAAAUUAGAAAGCUCACAGUCAGAGCUAGGAAAGUCUAAAGCAGAGUUAGACAAAGCAGCAAGUGAGGUGGGACGAUCUGGUGCCGAUUGGGAGGCAGCGAAACAACGUUUAGCUAGACUUGAGCUAGAAAAUGAAAGGUUGAAACAUGAACUAGAAAGAUCCCAGACUACGUUCGGUAGGAGUACUUUGACUACGUCUCAAGAGUUAGACCGAGUUCAGGAAAAGGCAGAUAAGUCAGCUGCUGAAUUGAGAAGAGCUCAGGCAGAGUUAAGGGUUACCCAGGCUGAUGCAGAAAGGGCUCAUGCAGAGAACAGCGCCCUUCAAGACAAACUUGAAAAGUCACAGGGAGAGGUCUAUCGACUGAAAGCCAAGCUUGAAAAUGCACAAACUGAACAGGACAGCCUAAAGGAAGAGUAUGAUAGGAUACAAUCAUCGAUUAGCCGUCUCCAUUCAGAACGCGACAAAGCUGUAGCAGAGCUAGACAAAGCUAGAGAAGAGCUGGAAAGAACUCAAGCUACACUCGGCAAGGCACAACUCCAGCAGGAUAAGCUGCAAGCGUCGCUUGAUGCAGCUCAUUCGGAGAUAGACAAGCUGCAAGAGAAGCUGGAUAAGGCUGCUGCUGAGAAUAGAAAGCUCCAAGUGGACCGUGAGAAACAGGCCUAUGACUUCGAAUCUCUCCAGUCGCAACUGGACAAGGCGUUGGGCCAGGCAGCUCGACUCCAGAAAGAGAGGGACACCGCACAGUUGGAUAUGGACCGUUACAGAGACAAGCAUGACAAAGCCCAGGCCCUGGUUGCCCGUAUACAGAAAGAGCGAGACGCAGCUCUAGCUGAAGCUGCUAGCUGUCGCGAAAGGGCUGAAGCAGCUGCAGCGGCUGCAAAUCGAGCUGCCAGGGAUCGCGACAGUGCUGCCACCGAGCUGGACGUCUUGAGGGAACGGUGGGAGAAGGCGCAUCAACAACAUCAGAAGUUGACGAUGGAAAGAGAUGAUGCCCUAACUGAACUGGAAAUCUUGAAGGAGAAACUCGACAAGGCUCUCUACUCCACACAAAAGUCCAUCGAAGAGAAAGAGACGGCGCACAAAGAAUACGAGAAAAUGCUCGAAAAGUAUGAUAGAUCACAGAAUGAAAUAUACCGAUUGCAAAAUAAGAUAGAUAUCUUAGAAGCAGAUAAAGAUCGCCUUGAACUUGAAUUGGAGAAACAGUCACACUUAGCAACGAAAUCUAGAGAAGAUCAAAGGAAAUUACAAGAUGAAUUGUCACGGCUGCAAGAAAUGUACGACAGGGCUUCUAUGCAAUUAGGCAGGACUAAAGAACAGGAAGAAAAGGCUAAAGAAGACAUGGAUAGAUUAAGUGUUGAUAUUGAAAUGGUUAGGGAUCGAUACGAAAAGAGCCAGAUAGAACUGCGACGGUUGCAAGCUGAGAAAGAAAAGUUGGUUGCUGAUAAUGAAAGAUUACAGUUUGAGUACGAUCGGGCUAUGACACAAUGUGGCAAAGCACAAGCUUCGAACGAAAAAACUCAGGAGGAAAUGGCUAGAGUUCAAAUUGAACUGGAAAAAAUGUAUGAUAAACAUGAUAAAGUAUCGUCAGAGCUUAGAAGGGUACAAGCUGAAUUGGAUAAAGUUAAACAAGAUGCUAGUGGUGCGAGAGAAGAAGCGGAGAGGUAUGCAGCACGUUACGGAAAGUACCACGAUACUAAAGAAGAGCAUGAGAGAACAAAAUUGGAAGUGGAACGACUACGCGCACGCUUAGAGAAGACUACGCUUGAGUUGGAGCGAGCACGGAAAGCUGAGGAAGAAGUGGUUCGUCUACGGUCCGAGCUAGAACGCGUCGAAGGCCUUCGAGGUAAAUACCAAUUCGAACAGGAUAAAUGGACCAAUGAGCUAAAUCGAAUGCAGGCAGAGUUAGACAAGCAACGCGAGCGUUACGAAGUAGCACAGGCAGACAUUCAACGCCUGCAGUCUGAGAAGGAUCAAGCAGAAACGAAACUACAUGAACUGAAUAUACAGCUAGAACUGUCAAAGAGCGAAGUGACUAAAUUAAGUACUGCGUUGGAGAAACAAAGAACUGAUCUUGAACGUGCUCAUAUUGAGUGCGAGAAGUUCAGGGAUCGAUGUGAAAAACUUAAAUUGCGUUCAGAACAGUUGGAUAAAGAUAAUGAGAGACUUAAGGGCGAAUUGCAGCAGAUCGAAAGGAUGAAGUUGCAAGCAGUUGCUGGCGAUAAAGCUAGGACUGAAGACAGAUUGGAAAUUGAACGUCUUCGAGACAAAUUGGAAAAGGCAAUACAAGCUAGAGACUCGACAGAAAUGGAAGCAGGUCGCUUGGCGAAAGAGCUUGAGAAGUCACAAAUACAUCUCGCUAAGUAUCAAGAAACCAAUGAGACUACCCGGGUAGAAUAUGAGCGCAUGACUAAUGAAUUAGGAAGAAUGCAUGAGCGCCUUGAACGUACUAUACUGGAAAUGAGACAAAUUGAGCAAGAGAGAGAUGCAUUGAGAGCAGAAAUUCAGAACACGAGACGUAAUAUUGAACAGCAACAAAGGACUCUAGAUCACCGAACGCAAGAAACGCUACUUAAGUUACAACAGGAACUUGCUCAAUCGGUGCGAGAUAGAGAAAAGAUGGCAUCAAUAUUAGAACAGAGAGACAAACAAGCAGAUGCUAUAGAAAAGCAGAUAGUCAAAUUAGAAGCGGACACGAAACAGCUGACUAUCGAACGAGAUCAAUUAGUAGCUCAAUUAGAAAAGUCACAGGAUAUGUUAGUUAACUUCCAGAGAGAACUGAACGCGUCAGAGGCAGAAUUGCAAAAACAACGCGAAGAGGUACGCCGGUUGAAGGAAGAGCAAAGAAAGAUGGCUCAGGAUUCCGAACGUGGCACCAAAACCGUCCUUGAAACUCGUGACAGGGAAAUCGCAAAAUUACAGCAACAAGUGCAAGUGGUUACAAAGGAAAGAGAUACUAAUAGACAGCGAGCAGAAAAGGCAGAGCAAGAAGCAAAGAAAGUUGGUGAGAUUGAGAAGUGGCGAGCUGCCGUUGAAGCUGAGAAAUCCAAAGCGAUUGCAGCAGAAAGGGCGUUAUCUGAAUGCCAGCAGCGUUUACAGAGUUUGGAGAAACAGUUCCAGGCUCAACAACAGCAAUUGCAGCAACUUCAAGCACGGGGGCCGUCAGACGUUCGCGAAGUUCAAAAGCAGCUUGAAGCGGCUCACGCGGAGGCGAGGUCACUUGCUACGGAGCGAGAGCGUUGCCAGGCACAGCUCGAGAUGCUGGUUCAGGAAUUGGAGAAGAGCCAGCUCGAUCUCCACGAAGCGAACAAGAAACUUCAAUCGGCUGGCGCUCAGAACGCAAGAGCUGGGGAAGACACAGCCCAAGCUAAACGACAGUUGCAAGAAGAAUUUAAGAAGUUGGAAGAUGCGAGGAAACAUUUCGAGGAGCAGAGAAGAACGUUCGAGAACAAGAGGAAAGACGUGGAGGAGAAGGAGAAGUCGCUGACGGAAUUAGAUCGACAGUUGAAGAAGAGAAAAGAGCAAAUGGACCAAAUGGAAGCUUCAUUGAGGAAGGCCGGCGGAAGCACAGCCGCGGCUGCAGACAUGAACCGCAAGCUGACAGAAUCACAGAAGGAAGCAGAACAGCUGAAGCAACAGAUGGAACAGAGCAAAGAGGAAGCGAAGCGGCUCACAGCAGAGACGGAGAGGUUGCUACAGUUGGUGCAGAUGUCGCAAGAAGAACAAGCGCAAAAGGAGAAACAGAUUAUGGAUUUGCAACAGUCUGUGAGAAACCUUCAAGCCAAACUGAAAAGUCAGCAACAAGCACAAGCACAAAGAGAAGAGGAACUGAGCCGAGCGAAAGAGAAGGAAAUAGCAGCUGUAGAUAGAAACAGAAAGGCCCAGACAGAAGUUAAUGAUUUAAAAUCCAAACUGGAGGAAAGCAAAAUGAAAGUAAUAGAUUUAGAGAUAGAGUUGAACGAAUCGUCGCUGAUACUAUCUGAAGUGCUCAAGAUAUCAAACGGUCAUGAGAUGGCACACAUACAGAGGAGUAAAAGCUUUUUUGAAUUACAGAAGAGUGGUAAGGUAGUGGAUAGGCUUGAUAAAUGCAGAUUCAGUAGGAGCUACAAUGAUUUGGACCUAAUGGAAGAAAAAAUAGAGCCUCCAACAUUCAGGAAACUAUCAAGAAAGAUUUCAGACAUGUCAAAAGAAAUGGAAAUAAAGAACUCAAAAAUAAUUGAACAGCAAAGAUGUAUAUCGAUAUUAGAAGAUGCGUUAAGAGAAAAUAACAAUAUAGCCGAAUUUGAACAACUUUUGGCAGUGGUGAGAAGUAAAGAUGAAAGAAUUUGUGAAUUGGAACAGAUAGUUAAUAAGAAAAUGUCCACGCCGGUUGAGUUUAAAGAUAAAAGAAUACAGGAAUUGGAAGGGGCACUCAAGGAGUCUAUUCUAAUUGCUGCUGAAAGAGAGAAGGUUUUUUAUGAAGAAGAACAGAGGAGAAUCGAAACAUUGAAAAAGAUGAGCAAAAUGGAGCAACGGAUCCGGUCGCUGCAAAACGCUUCGGCGCUGAGUUGCGAAACAUGUUCGUCCGUGUUGAAGCGCUUCAAGCUGCUGGAAGAUUCACUGCAGGACUGCCAGGUGAAAAGGGACAGCGUACUGCGACAAUUAUCGUAUGCCGUGCAAGACAUUUUGGAAUCUUCCAUCAGCGAAAAAGACUCACAGAUAGCAGAGUUAGAGAUGAAAGGUGUAUUGGAUGAGAGCGAGACGACUAGAUGCGAUGCGCUGAAAGAGGAAAGAGACAGACUGCUCAAUAGGCUUAAAAUAGAGAACGAGCGGCUAGUGGAACUCCAGAGAGAGGUGUACCAGGAGCCCAUAACGCAUGAAGAGCGAACCACGCCUGUCCUCACACUAGCUGACGACCUCAUAGCAGUCUGCGACGAUAAUGUAAUUGUCUGGGAGGAGGACAUCCCCGCAACAGUGCUCUGACGCCAAAAAGCUAAGUCAAAACCUAAAUGUGUUUGUGGCCUUAGCCUCAUUACCGCACUUGUCACCAUCUCACCCGCUACCUUACCAAAUUCAUCGCUUUUCACUCCAGCAUUUCAAUCAAACAAGUAUUUUUUAAAAAUUCGCCCGCUUGCAAUUUCCGAAUUCGAAUCGUGUCUCUUCACAUUUAAAUUAAGAAUUGUGUCCUAAGACCAAAUAUGUUUUUUUUUUUUAUUUUAUGUGUAAAUAAAUUUGUUUCUUUUUA